AUGGUUCCCGAUAGCAUAGCGGCCGCUGGGACAGGUGCCGACGCCGGCGAGGCGGGUGGCGGCGGCGGACACAGAGCAGCGGGCAGCAGGACGCAGGCCCCCUGGACCCUGACAUUUGACUUGAAAGAGCGGGACACGCAGUGGACAGAAGAAAACCAGGCCCGCUUGGUGCGCAUCGUGGCGGGGUACCAGCUCAACCUCGCAACGGAGGAGGUGGAGCGCCGGCUGGACGAGCUGUCGGUGCUGCUGCCGCAGGUGGCGGUGCGCUGCGCCUACAUCAAACCCAGCACGCUGGCGGAACUGCUGCGCGAUCCGGCAGCCCUGGUCGCCCGCCUGCUCCAGCUGCGCCAGCUCAUGCCGGGGGCCGACAUCUCGGCUCUGGCGGCGGCGGAGCCGGAGCUGCUGCUGCUGCGGGACGUGGCCGCCAUCCAGGCCGACCUGGCGCGCCUGAGGCAGCUGCUUGGCGACGGCGCGGAGAUUGACGGCCUGGUGCAGCAGCAGCCCCAGUUUCUGGAUGCCCAGCUAGUCAGCGAGGUGCUGGCGGAACUGCGGCGGCUGGUGCCACACGGCGACCCCGUCAGCACAUUGCUGGGGGACACAUCCUGGCUGCUUCGUGUGGAGCGCGGGCGGGGGCGGCUGGGAGACGACCCAGAUUGA
Molecule: messenger RNA, 657 nt
Organism: Chlorella variabilis
Lineage: Eukaryota; Viridiplantae; Chlorophyta; Trebouxiophyceae; Chlorellales; Chlorellaceae
Exons: 3
Coding region: 1-657 (218 amino acids)
Source: RefSeq, a predicted model, not a curated record